AUGAAUAACUAUGGCCUUUUGUGCGUCAUCUACCUCACCUUCGGUGCCUUCUUCUAUGGAUAUGACUCUGGGUUGACAACGUCCGUCAUUGGGUACCCUCGUUUCAUCACGUAUUUUGGCUUCGAUGCGACACUCAUCGGUGUUCUCGGGUCGAUUUACUACUCUGGCCUCUUCCUCGGUGGACUGGCCAUGCUCUACAUUCCCAACAAGAUAGGAAGACUCCGGACCAUUAUUCUUGCAAGCAUUAUUGCGCUAGCUGGAAAUGCCAUGCAAGCGGGGGCACAAAGUCUCGCUGUCAUGUUAGUCGGUCGUGGCAUCGGAGGUUUUGCUGGCGGUCUUGUUUACGCCGUCUGUCCCACAUACGCAGCUGAGAUUGCUCCUCCUCACGUUCGAGGACGCAUUGGUGGCUUAUACGCCAUUAAUAUCUCUCUGGCUUAUGCGAUUACUGAGUGGAUGGGUCUUGGAUUUUCCUACAUCGAAAGCGAUGUUGCCUGGCGUCUGUUUUUUGGCCUCCAGGUCGUUCCGCCCAUUAUCAUGCUUAUUGGAGCUAUCUGGAUGCCCGAAAGUCCACGCUGGUUGAUCAUGAAAGGCCGACACGAGGAAGCUCUAGUGAUACUCCGACGCAUGCACCAAACUUCGGAUGACGAUACGUUCUUCAUGAGCGAGUUCAACCAAAUUCGAGCCCAGCUCCAGCUUGAAGCAGACCAGAAAGACAACUUGUUCACGAUCCUCAAGCGCCCGUCCAACCGCAAACGUCUCUAUAUUGCAUUUAUCCUGUGCACGGGACAGCAGCUAACUGGCGUCAUUCCACUCCAGAACUACCAGGUGAUUGUCUAUGGUAGCCUAGGAAUCUCCGGUAAGCUGCCGCUUGUCCUUGUCGGCAUCUGGGGUACAGUUGGUGUCCUCUCCAACAUACCCGGUGCUUGGUUUUUCGACAAAUGGGGCCGCCGCAGGAUGAUGUUUAUCGCCUUGGGUAUCAUCAUACCGUCAUCCAUCCUUCUCUGCGCGUUCUGGGCCUCCUUUGAAAAUACGAACAACCUUAAUAAGACUUACGGAAUUUUGGCUGUCGUCGCCAUGUUUCUCUUCCUCGUUGGAUAUGGCGUCAUCUUCAACAGUUUUGUCUUUACCUACAUCCCGGAAAUCCUACCUACCCCCGUUCGAGCAGUCCUGGGAGGCACCAUCACUGCCUGGGGUAGUGCAUUCGUCAUCUGCCUCGUCCAGGUCACGCCGAUUGCCAUCGAACAUAUCAGCUGGAAAUACUUUAUGAUCUUUGUGAUCUGCACCGCUUUGUACACAGUAAUCUUCUACUUCUACUUCCCCGAGACUGCAAACAAAACUCUCGAAGAGGUUGAGGAGUUGUUCGGAGAUCCAGUGGCCAUCCACAUUGAAGACGCCGCAAGACAGGCUGAGCUGGACCAAGUCUCUUAUUUGAAGGAGCGGGAGAAGAGCGCUUCUGUUGAAGAGAUUGAAAGGGGCUCGUCAACUCCUUGA
This is a messenger RNA of Cladophialophora psammophila CBS 110553, 1491 nucleotides long. RefSeq lists its product as uncharacterized. Bases 1 to 1491 code for a protein of 496 amino acids. Gene Ontology annotation, biological process: transmembrane transport; carbohydrate transport. Lineage: Eukaryota; Fungi; Ascomycota; Eurotiomycetes; Chaetothyriales; Herpotrichiellaceae. The record is from RefSeq and is a predicted model, not a curated record. Gene Ontology annotation, cellular component: membrane. Gene Ontology annotation, molecular function: carbohydrate:proton symporter activity. The transcript is spliced from 5 exons.